AUGAAUGCCCUGGUAACGCAGUGCACUGGAAUGGGUAUACCAGUGCUGUCGUCACUUCCUACGUUGAGUGAAUUUUCAUUGAUCGUUGACGCAUUUUUCGGAUUCUCGUUCAAGCCACCAGUUCGAGAGCCGUUUGCCGAGAUUAUUGAGGCAGUAACAAAGUCCGGAAUAUUUGUCUUCUCCAUCGAUAUUCCUUCAGGUUGGCAUGUGGAAAAUGGUGCUCCGUCUGAAGGUCCAUAUAUUCAUCCACAUGGUAUUAUCUCAUUGACAGCGCCGAAAUUAUGCGUCAGAGAUUGGACUGGACCACAUUUUGUCGGCGGACGAUUUGUACCAAAACAGUUGGCCAAGGAGCACGGGCUGUUACUGCCAAAAUACCCAAAUGCUGAUCAGAUCGUGAAGUGCGAAUGA
Messenger RNA from Haemonchus placei, 408 nucleotides. NCBI's taxonomy places the organism in Eukaryota, Metazoa, Nematoda, Chromadorea, Rhabditida, Trichostrongylidae. The record is from the annotation of a GenBank genome assembly.